Staurois parvus is the source of this 3076-nucleotide messenger RNA. NCBI's taxonomy places the organism in Eukaryota, Metazoa, Chordata, Amphibia, Anura, Ranidae. The record is from the annotation of a GenBank genome assembly.
AUGCCGCACACACCACAGAGCCUGGCCAUGAGAUUGCUGAAUAUGAAUCGAGAGGGAGCAAACAAAGUGCACCGUGCCAGAAAGACCAUUCCACGGGCAGGCAACGUGCUGGGGGAUGGAGGACAUAUGUCUGAUGGAGAAAAGCAGAUCCAAAAGAAAGACUCUGAGGGGCAGAAGAGGGAUAGCCCAGAUUCUACACAGAAGAGAACCCAGAGCUCUGAUACUCCAGCCAAUAAAUUCAAAGAAGCUGAGAAUCCGUUGGCAGCUUCUGCUCCUGGAUCAUCCCGGGACCUGGAUGGGGCAGAAGGUGAAGACUGGGAGGCAGAUGUUGGCGCAGAAUUCAGCCUGUUUUAUGACAGCCUGUCAGUAGAGGAACAAGGGGACAGUGACAGCAAGGAAGACGAGGGAGGAGGAGGAGGAAGAGGAUGGUUCUGGGAACCAGUCAGAAAGAAGUUCGAGCAGUCUGAAAAAGAAGAGUAAGAAAAAAUGGAAGAUGGACAAGGCCUGGCUCAAACCAACAAGGAAAAGGAAGAGGAGAGACCGAGAGAAACCUGGCCCAGCUGUCCCUUCCAUUGGGGGAUCACAAAGUGAGUACACAGAGGUGCCUCUGGGAUCCUUGGAUCUGCCCAGCGAGGGGGCUUUGUCUCCCAACCAUACAGGUGUGUGCAACGAAUCGAGCUCCAUGGACACUGAGCGUUUCGAGGAACUGCCUUUGUGCAGCUGCCGUAUGGAAGCUCCCAGUGUGGAGAGGGUGUGCGAGCAGGCCAAUAAUAUGUGUAUGGCUACUGAGAGCGUAGAUGGAGAGCUGAGCGGUUGCAAUGCUCCCAUUACUAAACGGGAGACAAUGCGUCCAUCAAGUAGGGUCCCUCUUAUGGUGCUCUGUGAAAACCACCGCGCUCGCAUGGUCAAACAUCACUGCUGCCCAGGCUGUGGCUAUUUCUGCACCAGUGGAACGUUCUUGGAGUGUCAUCCUGAUUUCAGGAUAAAUCAUCGCUUUCACAGGGCCUGUGUCUCUCCCCUGAAUGGAAUUAUCUUCUGUCCACACUGUGGAGAAGAUGCCACAGAAGCAGAACAAAUUACCAUUGCAAAGGCGGAUACACCAAUUCCAGUACCUGCACCACCCCACCACGAUGGCAGUGCCCCUGGAAGGGCUGACACCACACAGCCCAGUGCCCGGAUGAGUGGCAUGGGGGAUGGAAAACGUUCAAUUUUAGAGGACCGUCCUGAAAUCAAUGGGGAGACUCUAGGGCCUUCUAUCGUCCUUCCAUCAGGAGUGUCUCUCAGUGCCAUUGGUUUGCCACCUGGUCCUGCACGUGAAGCACUGCAGAAAGCUUUGGCUUCCCAAGAGACUGACAAUUUAGCUCAGCAAAAGAGGGAUCGCAGGAAGAAGAUCCGCUACAACUCUCGGCAGCUCUACCUGAGUGUGAAGGCUGGCGAGCUCCAGAAAGUGCUGCUUAUGCUAAUGGAUAACCAGGAUUCCAGUUUCCUUAAUGACCAGCAGUUGAAGAGGAGUCCACUGCAUGCUGCAGCAACGAGAGGAAGUCUGGAGCUCUGCCAUGUACUUGUGCAGGCUGGUGCCAGUAUAAACGCCACUGACAAAGUCCUGCGCACCCCUCUUCUUGAAGCUGUCGUGAACAAUCAUACAGAGGUUGCCAAAUAUCUAUCUCAGCGUGGAGCAUGUGUAUACCACCAGGAAGAAGAUGGCUCAACUUGUCUUCAUCAUUCAGCCAAGAGUGGAAAUCUGGAAUUGUUGAGCUUUCUGCUGGCUACAGGCCAAGUCAAUGUCAAUGCCCAGGAUAAUGGUGGUUGGACACCUAUCAUCUGGGCAGCAGAACACAAGCACAUCGAUGUCAUUCGUACAUUGCUGACUCGGGGGGCAGAUGUUACACUGCAGGACAAUGAGAAGAACAUCUGCCUGCACUGGGCAUCCUUUACCGGCAGUGCCGAAAUUGCAGAGGUUCUCCUCAAUGCACAGUGUGACCUACACGCCGUUAACUUCCAUGGAGACACGCCCUUGCAUAUUGCAGCCCGGGAGGGCUUCAUCCAGUGUGUCAAUCUUUUCCUGUCUCGUGGGGCCGACACAGAAACGCGUAACAAUGAAGGCGACACACCAUGUGACCUUACACUGGAGCACACUGAUGUCUGGUACGCCUUACAGCUCAACCGCAAGAUCCGGCAAGGGAUUCAGAACAGAGCUGUGCGCACUGAGAGGAUUAUCAGCAGGGAUAUUGCACAUGGCUAUGAAAACUUUCCUAUCCCUUGUGUGAAUGGUGUGGAUGAGGAGCUUUGUCCAGAUGACUAUAAAUAUGUAUCGGAGAACUGUGAAACAUCAGCCAUGAGCAUCGACCGCAAUAUCACCCACCUCCAGAACUGCAGCUGCCUGGAUGACUGUUCAUCUAGUAACUGCCUGUGUGGACAGCUGAGCAUCCGAUGCUGGUAUGAUAAGGAUGGUCGUCUGCUUCAGGAAUUCAACAAGAUUGAACCUCCGCUCAUUUUUGAAUGUAACCAAGCCUGUGCCUGCUGGCAAACAUGUAAAAACAGAGUGGUACAGAGUGGCAUCAAGGUCCGGCUCCAGUUAUAUCGUACAGCGAAAAUGGGUUGGGGAGUGAGAGCUCUACAGGACAUUCCACAAGGAUCUUUCAUCUGCGAAUAUGUAGGAGAGUUGAUUUCAGAUGCAGAAGCAGAUGUUCGAGAAGAUGAUUCCUAUCUGUUUGAUCUGGACAAUAAGGAUGGAGAGGUAUACUGUAUAGACGCCAGAUACUAUGGGAACGUCAGCCGUUUUAUUAACCAUCUGUGUGAGCCCAACCUCAUUCCAGUGAGAGUUUUCAUGUCCCACCAAGACUUGCGGUUUCCUCGAAUUGCCUUCUUCAGUGGAAAGGAUAUCAAAGCGGGAGAGGAGCUUGGGUUUGACUAUGGUGACCGUUUCUGGGACAUUAAGAGCAAAUACUUCACAUGCCAGUGUGGCUCUGAGCGGUGUAAACACUCAGCCGAAGCGAUCGCUCUGGAGCAAAGCCGCCUCGCCCGAUUGGAGGUUCCUGAAACAGUGCCAGUGCCCGUUCCCCCUCAGAAUGUGUGA